AUGGCGAAAGCAUAUCGAACCGAUGAUUUUGUUGAAGUUUGUAGCAACGAUGAAGGUUUCUUGGGUUCCUACUUCGCCGCGAAGGUUCUCAAGUUUGAUGAUCCGGAGGUACAGAGAGUUAAAAAGUUCUUGCCUUACAAGAUUGUGAACAAAGAUGGGAAGCCUUAUAUACAGGUGAAGAUCAAAGAUGGAGAGACCAAGGUGUUUAGCCCUGAAGAAGUCAGUGCUAUGAUACUGGUGAAGAUGAAGAAGACGGCUGAAGCAUACCUUGGGAAGAAAAUUAAGGAUGCCGUUGUUACUCUUACUUCAAUGACGCACAGAGGCAGGCCACAAUGGAUGCAGGUUAUAAUUGCAGGGCUUAAUGUGGCUCGAAUAAUUAACGAGCCUACAGCUGCUGCAAUUGCCUAUGGAUUGGACAAAAAGGGAGGAGAGAAGAACACUUUGAUUUAUGAUCUGGGUGGUGGUACAUUUGAUGUUUUCAUCUUGACGAUCGGCAAUGGUGUCUUUGAGGUUCUGGCAACCAGUGGUGACAACCCAUUUGAUUUGGUUUGGUUUGAUCAAUCGGACCAAUUCAAGUUUGUUGUGGAGUUAAUUAAAUAA
Molecule: messenger RNA, 600 nt
Organism: Telopea speciosissima
Lineage: Eukaryota; Viridiplantae; Streptophyta; Magnoliopsida; Proteales; Proteaceae
Product: luminal-binding protein 5-like
Exons: 3
Coding region: 1-600 (199 amino acids)
Biological process (GO): endoplasmic reticulum unfolded protein response; protein refolding; cellular response to unfolded protein
Cellular component (GO): cytoplasm; nucleus; endoplasmic reticulum chaperone complex
Molecular function (GO): ATP hydrolysis activity; ATP-dependent protein folding chaperone; ATP binding
Source: RefSeq, a predicted model, not a curated record